CGAGCGCGUCGCGACGCGAAGCCUUGGUUUUCUGUGUUACGCCGUGCGACUAUUACAGCCUGAGAAAUCACGUAAUGCUUCGCCGAAAAGAGACGACACUUUCGCAAAUGGCUGCUUGUUCUCCGUACCUUUACUUAUUUGCUUGAUAGUGCGCCUUUAGUGAUCGCAUCAUGCCAAUCAUGUGGAACCGAAAGGUGUUCAUCAGAAUAAUUGAAGUGCUUCUGUGCGUCGCCUGCGUCGUGGCGCUUAGAGUGACGGACGAUGAGAGCCGAAGGGUCUUCCAUUACUUGAGGAAUCGCAGCAGGGAGUGGUCGCUGUUGAACAAUGUGACGUGGGGCAGUAUAGGCGCUGCCCUCGCAACAGCGACUUGUGGCGGAUAUAUCAUCAUAACGACGGGUCUUUUGAUCGCUGCAGCUACCGGGGAACUCCAUGGCCGAAAGACGGAAUUUUUCCUGCUCGGACUGGGUGUGAUCCUCUUCGGGAUAGUCGGCGCCUUGUCGCUGGCCUCUAUCGACAGCGUCCCUGAGGAUCUAAUUGACAAUGCCGCAGUUUUAGGAACGCUCUGCUUGCUCACAGCAUUGGUGUUCAUCGGAGAUCUAUUGAUGAGCCCUCCUCGUAUGAAGAACAAGCAGGAUCAAACACGAAUCAUCGAGAAAGAUUUGGGGAAGCGUCAGGUAACGCCGGUGGUGACCAUUGAGGAUACAAAGAAGUCAAAAUCAUCAACCAACAUUGUUAAAAUACCCGAGGACGAGGACGGUCGUGUGAACGAAGCUUUUCAAAAGGCAGACGAUCGUCGCUCUGAUCCACGAUCGCAGCAGGAAUCAUCCGAUACACGUCCGCAGGACAUCCGGGGCGAUCGUGGACUUCGCGAUGAUCAGGAACUAAGAGAGCACGCUCAGAAUUUCGAGAAUGGCCGUGCUUUACGUGAUUCGCAACGGUACCGAGAGAUCGAGAUGCCACGUGCUAUCCUGCACGACCCUGAUCGCAGGAUCGACGAGUCCAGGAUAAUGUAUAAGAGUCGUGACAUCUAUCAGCGGCCGGUCGACGAAAUCGAUACACCGCGGUUCCCGACGGAAUACGAAAAAGGAGAUCCAAUCUUUGCGAGAAUCGUCAAUCCAAGCGUGAAAAUUAUGAAGGUCGAACGAGACGUUGAGGAGGAACUCGACAACUACAACAGAUAUUCGGACAAUAGUCAAUACGACAACGUACCCAUCAGAAUGCGCGGCUCAUCUGGAAUCCUGAGAGGUCAUCGCGAUGUAUCCUUCAACGUACCACCUCCGCCUAAGGAUUAUCGAUCUAGAAGAUCCAAGGAUGAUAUUGAGAUGCUGGAACAAUAUUUUGGUGUACUGAAAACUACCGGCACGCAAACUGCAAGGACACCGUAUUCACCGACCGAUCCAGGAUACGUUCGACAUACUGCAAGUAACUGGCCGCAAGACAUUAAGUCGAGCACACCGAAACCUAGCCCGGAACAUUCUAGAAUUUAAUCCUUUCAUGCACACG
Messenger RNA from Atta colombica, 1503 nucleotides. RefSeq lists its product as uncharacterized. The record is from RefSeq and is a predicted model, not a curated record. The transcript is spliced from 7 exons. NCBI's taxonomy places the organism in Eukaryota, Metazoa, Arthropoda, Insecta, Hymenoptera, Formicidae. The coding region runs from base 171 to 1487 and encodes 438 amino acids.